This is a messenger RNA of Apaloderma vittatum (bar-tailed trogon), 2587 nucleotides long. RefSeq names its product suppressor of Ty 20 homolog (S. cerevisiae) (gene SUPT20H). Gene Ontology annotation, biological process: regulation of transcription by RNA polymerase II. The record is from RefSeq and is a predicted model, not a curated record. Gene Ontology annotation, molecular function: transcription coregulator activity. The transcript has 22 exons. The coding region runs from base 77 to 2134 and encodes 685 amino acids. NCBI's taxonomy places the organism in Eukaryota, Metazoa, Chordata, Aves, Trogoniformes, Trogonidae. Gene Ontology annotation, cellular component: SAGA complex.
AAAUAUGAUUCUUUGCCUGCUGCCACAAACUUCUUAAGUACUUCUUUUGCCAUUUCGUCACCUGGCUUCAACUACAAUGCAACAAGCUUUAGAACUGGCAUUGGAUCGUGCAGAGUAUAUAAUUGAAAGUGCCCGUCAGAGACCUCCCAAAAGAAAAUAUUUAUCCAGUGGAAGAAAAUCUGUAUUUCAAAAACUCUAUGAUUUAUAUAUAGAAGAAUGUGAAAAAGAACCUGAGAUAAAGAAGCUGAGACGAAAUGUGAAUUUACUUGAGAAGCUGGUUAUGCAGGAGACCUUGUCGUGUCUGGUAGUGAACCUCUAUCCAGGAAAUGAGGGUUAUUCACUUAUGCUCAGGGGAAAAAAUGGUUCAGAUUCUGAGACCAUUCGGCUGCCUUAUGAGGAAGGAGAGCUGCUUGAAUAUUUGGAUGCAGAGGAGCUACCACCUAUUUUGGUUGAUCUUUUAGAAAAAUCUCAGGUUAAUAUUUUUCAUUGUGGAUGUGUCAUAGCAGAAAUACGUGACUAUAGGCAGUCUGGUAACAUGAAAUCUCCAACGUACCAAAGCAAGCACAUUCUUUUGCGUCCUACAAUGCAGACUUUAAUUUGUGAUGUGCACUCUAUAACAAGUGACAACCACAAAUGGACGCAGGAGGACAAGCUCCUACUUGAGAGCCAACUUAUUUUGGCUACAGCAGAGCCUUUGUGUCUUGAUCCUUCAAUAGCAGUGACCUGUACUACAAACAGGCUCCUGUACAACAAACAGAAGAUGAAUACUCGCCCAAUGAAACGAUGCUUCAAGAGGUACUCAAGGUCAUCUCUGAACAGACAGCAGGAAGUAGCUCACUAUUCAACUCCGCCUCAGCUCAGACUACUUGACUACUUACAGAAAAGAAAGGAGAGGAAAGGAACCCAGCAGUAUGACCUCAAGAUUUCUAAAGCUGGAAAUUGUGUAGAUAUGUGGAAACAGAACCCUUGCUACUUGACUGCACCUUCUGAAGUGGAUGUGGAAAAAUAUGCCAAAGUGGAAAAGUCUAUCAAGCCUGAUGACUCACAACCAACUGUCUGGCCAGCACAUGAAAUAAAAGAUGAUUAUGUAUUUGAAUGUGAAGUUGGUAAUCAGAUUCAAAAAACAAAGCUGACCAUUUUUCAGUCUCUUGGCAAUCCCUUGUACUAUGGUAAAAUACAGACACUCAAAGGUGAUGAGGAAAAUGACAACGUAUUAACUCCAUCACAGUUCCUUAUUGGUUCGAAGACUGAUGCUGAAAGAGUAGUGAACCAGUAUCAGGAAUUAGUACAAAGCGAAGCUAAAUGUCCUGUGAAAGUGUUUCAUAAUUCAGGUGGAUCAGUCAAUCUUAGUCACCUUUCUCCAGGGAAGGAAAUGGAACCAGAAAGUAUAUCAGGCUCUAUUCAGUCUUCAGUAUUGGGGAAAGGUGUAAAACACCGACCUCCUCCCAUCAAAUUGCCUUCGAGUUCAGGAAGUAGCUCUUCAGGUAAUAUUUUUAGUUCACAACAGACAAGUGGCCAUCUAAAAUCCCCAACUCCUCCUCCUCCUUCUUCUAAGCCUUCUGGUCUUUCUCGGAAACAAUCUAUGGAUCUUAAUCAAGUUAGCAUGCUCUCUCCAGCUGCCAUGUCUCCUGCGAGCUCUUCACAAAGAACAGCCUCCACCCAGGUCAUGGCAAACCCCGCAGGACUUAACUUCAUCAAUGUAGUGGGCUCUGUGUGUGGAGCACAGACACUGAUGAGUGGUUCAAACCCUAUGCUGGGGUGCAACACUGGUGCCAUAGCCCCUGCAGGUAUAAACCUGAGUGGCAUUUUACCGUCAGGAGGUCUGGUACCAAGUGCGCUGCCCGCUGCAAUGCAGUCUGCCUCUCCAGCAGGCAGCCCCUUUGGUUUGAAAAAUGCAUCAAAUCUUCGGCCUUUAAAUCUUCUACAGGGGUCUGACCAAGGUCCAUCCAAUCAAGAUCAGGCAGUAUCUGCCCAACAAGCUGCUGUAAUUAACCUGACUGGCGUAGGGAAUUUUAUGCAACCUCAAGCCACAGCAGUUGCGAUUCUUGCAGCAUCAAAUGGCUAUGGCAGCAGCAGCAGCACGAGCAGCUCAUCUGCAGCAUCAACAGCAUUCAGCCAGCCACUCAAAAAGUAAAAGGAAAAGAGGCACACCAGCCCCUCCACAAUCCUGAGACUUGCUUUCCCCCCCCAAUAAAAGAUUGAUUCAGGGGUAUUUGGGGGUGGGGUUGUGUUUGGUUUUUUUCAGAUCAAAAAAGAGAAAGCUUAAAAGCAAAUCAAUUUUUAUAUUACCAGUGGGAAAAUGAACUUUUGAUGUUACACGGAAAUAAAUGAACUGGUUUUGGAAGCCAACCCUACGGACCUUCUUCACUUUCAUCAACACAGCAGCUAGGGUCUCCCUUCCUUAAGUCACUUAAUUUUUUAACAGAAUGCUUUAUCAUGUAUUUUUUAUCACUCAGCAGCAUUGUACAUAGUAUAAGGGUGAAAAACAUUUUAGAAAAAAUGAACUUUGUAAAUGUAGUAUUGGUAUUUGUUUAUUUAGUAUAAAAGGUUUGUGAACACUGUAACAAAUACAAUUUUUACAAAUCCA